AUGAAAAAGUGCUCAUUUUGUAAAUCUAAUACUGAAGAUGCUGGCCAGGUUGUUGUAACACCUGACAAAAAUGCAUGUAUAUGUGCUGAAUGUAUAAGACUUUGCAUUCAUGCAAUUGAUGUUGAUAGUAGCAGUGAUAUAGAAAUAAAAAAAAUAAGCAAGAAAAGUAAAUCUAAAUCCAGCAAGAAAAUUAAGCCCUGCCUAUUACCGCACCAAAUUGUAGACAAACUAAAUGAGUUCAUAAUUGGACAAGAUGAAGCAAAGAAAAUAUUAUCUGUAGCAGUUUACAAUCAUUAUAAAAGAUUACAAAACAUUGAAGAGAAUGGUGAAUUAGAAAUUGAAAAAUCGAACAUUUUAAUGUUAGGUCCAACAGGUUGUGGCAAAACCUUAUUAGCCAAGACAUUAGCCAAGAUAUUAGAUGUACCUUUUGCAAUUGCUGAUGCAACAAGCCUAACUGAAGCAGGAUAUGUUGGUGAUGAUGUUGAAAACAUUUUAAUGUAUUUAAUCCAAAAUGCAGAUUAUGAUGUUGAAAAGGCUCAGAAGGGAAUUAUAUAUAUUGAUGAGAUAGACAAAAUUGUAAAAAAAACAACUGGGACAUCAAUAACCAGAGAUGUAUCUGGUGAGGGAGUUCAACAAGCAUUAUUAAAAAUAAUUGAAGGUACAGUUGCGAAUGUAUCUCCAAAUUCAUCCAGAAAAAACCCUCAAGACAGGAUGAUCAAAAUUGAUACCAGCAAUAUACUUUUCAUAUGUGGUGGAGCUUUUGUAAAUCUAGACAAGACAAUUGAAAGCAGACUAGACAAGUCUAGCAUAGGAUUUAAUAAGCCAAAAAUGGACAGUAAAAACACAGAAAACAAAUCUUUUUAUGAAAUAGCAAAGCAAGUUAAUACGCAAGAUCUUAUUAAUUAUGGACUAAUACCUGAGUUUGUAAGCAGACUACCAAUAACAAUAGUACUUCAUGAGCUUGAUGAAAGUGCUAUAGUAAAAAUACUAACUGAAACCAAAAAUUCAAUUACAAAGCAGUAUAUUAAGCUUUUUGCGAUGGACAAUGUAGAGCUUAAAUUUGAAAAUGAAAGUAUAGUUGCUAUUGCCAAAAAAACCAUUGAGCAAAAAACAGGAGCUAGAGGAUUAAGGUCAAUAAUUGAAAAAACACUACUAGAUUUUAUGUAUACUAUACCGCAGAAUAAUGAAAUCAAAGAAAUAAUGAUUGAUGCUAAAAAAGUUUAG
Messenger RNA from Triplophysa rosa, 1224 nucleotides. RefSeq names its product ATP-dependent Clp protease ATP-binding subunit ClpX-like. NCBI's taxonomy places the organism in Eukaryota, Metazoa, Chordata, Actinopteri, Cypriniformes, Nemacheilidae. Gene Ontology annotation, molecular function: protein dimerization activity; ATP-dependent protein folding chaperone; zinc ion binding. Gene Ontology annotation, biological process: cell division; protein catabolic process; protein folding. The transcript has a single exon. The record is from RefSeq and is a predicted model, not a curated record. The coding region runs from base 1 to 1224 and encodes 407 amino acids. Gene Ontology annotation, cellular component: mitochondrial matrix.